CGCACAUAUAUGGCUUUCAGAGAGGUGCGUGUUGGCGUGCAUCCAAGAGCCAUGGAAAUGGAUUCUGGAGAAAAGCGUCUCAAUGAGCUCGGAUACAAGCAAGAACUCAGAAGAGAAUUGAGUUUAUUCAAGACAUUCGCAAUAACUUUUUCGACCAUGGCAUUUUUCGUUGGAACUCCACUGUACGGCCCUAGCCUGCUUUAUGCUGGCCCUGCAAGCUUGAUAUGGGGUUAUGUUGUCGUUACAUUCUUCACCUGGUUUGUUGGGUGCGCCAUGGCUGAGAUAUGCUCCUCCUUUCCUACAACUGGCUCCCUUUAUUUUUGGGCUGCCCAUUUGGCUGGACCGAGAUGGGGGCCAUUUGCAUCUUGGUGCUGCGCUUGGUUAGAAACCAUCGGUCUCGUUUCUGGAAUUGGCAUACAGGCAUACUCAGGAGCACAGUCAUUGCAGAUGAUAAUACUUUUGUCCACAGGGACAAACAAGGGUGGAGGCUACUUCGCACCAAAGAGUGUUUUUUUGUUCAUAUAUAUUUGCCUAACCCUCAUAUGGGCAGUGCUCAAUUCCUUCGCAUUACAAGUCGUAGCAUUCCUCAACGUAAUUUCUGUAUGGUGGCAGGUGAUCGGUGGAUUCAUUGUAGUCAUAGGUCUUCCUCUGAUAGCAAGCCCGACACAGUCAGCAUCGUAUGUGUUCACUCAUUUUGAAACAUCUCCCGAGUCAACCGGAAUCCAUAGCAAACCUUAUGCAGUGAUUCUGUCGGUACUUCUAAGCCAAUACUGUUUGUAUGGCUACGACACUGCAGCUCAUCUAACCGAGGAAACCAAAGGCGCCGACAAAACUGGUCCGCUGGCCAUUCUUUCUAGUAUAGGAAUCAUUUCAGCCUUCGGAUGGGCUUAUCUUUUAGCUCUUACUUUCAGCAUCCAGGAUCCAGCCUAUUUAUAUGACCCAAACAAUGAGACAGCCGGUGCACUCGUUCCGGCACAGAUCAUUUAUGACGCAUUUUAUCGAAGGUAUCACAGUGGCACUGGAGCCAUCAUUUUCCUCUGCAUCAUUUGGGGAACCUUCUUCUUUUGUGGGCUCGCCGUCGUAACUAGCGCUGCUAGAGUAGUUUAUGCUCUAUCAAGGGAUGGAGGAGUUCCAUUUUCACGUAUCUGGAUAAAAAUACAUCCAAAGCACAAGGUUCCAACAAAUGCAGUGUGGUUGUGUGCGGGCAUAACCAUUAUAAUGGGACUUCCCAUCUUGAAACUCAACGUCGUUUACACCGCCAUCAUUUCAAUUAGCACGAUCGGAUGGGUGGGUGGCUAUGCUGUACCAAUUUUUGCGAGGUUGGUGAUGGACGAGAAGAAUUUUAAACCAGGUCCCUUCUAUUUGGGUAGAGCAAGCAGGCCAGUUUGCUUGAUAGCUUUUCUGUACAUAUGUUAUACAUGUUCAGUCUUUUUAUUGCCAACUCUUUAUCCUCUCCACUGGGACACUUUCAACUAUGCACCUGUAGCCGUUUCCGCAGCAUUGACAAUGAUAAUGCUCUGGUGGGUCUUGGAUGCAAGGAAAUGGUUCAAGGGACCAGUAAGGAAUAUUGACCUACAGAAUGGAACAGUUUAAGAGACACAAAGAAACAAGAAAGUUGUAACAGAUCUAGAAGAGCAGUAUAUUAAUCUUCAUAUAUCUUAAAUAAUUCUCUUGCAAUUAGUUCGCUCUUUGCAUACUGGUUGAAUGGAGCAAUAAAAGUGAGCUUUAUACUUGGCUAUAAA
Messenger RNA from Alnus glutinosa, 1742 nucleotides. Its product is annotated as amino-acid permease BAT1 homolog. NCBI's taxonomy places the organism in Eukaryota, Viridiplantae, Streptophyta, Magnoliopsida, Fagales, Betulaceae. Bases 10 to 1593 code for a protein of 527 amino acids. Gene Ontology annotation, biological process: amino acid transport; transmembrane transport. The transcript has 6 exons. Gene Ontology annotation, molecular function: transmembrane transporter activity. The record is from RefSeq and is a predicted model, not a curated record. Gene Ontology annotation, cellular component: membrane.